CUGUCUCAAAACUGCCAAGGUUGACAAAGUUAUUGAAUUCUAAUUUACCAAUAACGUCUAUAUACAGACGUAAUAUAUUAUUAUGAGAAGAACAAACAAUAAAAAUAAAAAAAUUAAGGUUGAAUACCCCAUAAAUGUAUCAACCUAUAUGGCUAGUUAUAAGGUUUUCCAAGAUGUACAGGCUGAAAGAUUUAGGCAAAAAAGGGAUUCUAUGGAAAAUCAAGAAUUCAAACCAAAACCUAGGACUCAUUUGGACUUGGAGACGUUUACUCCCUUGAAACGACCAAUUCCUAUAAGUCUUAUGCCAGUACCCAAUGAUAUUACAGGAAGAAACCCUCUAUCACCAGUUCAACACAUCGAAAUACCGGAAGAUGGAAAAAAAGCUGAAGUAAUAAAAACACGUCCUAGACUAUUUAAAUCCCCCCAAGUGAGUUUGGAUGAAGUUCAUGAUCCAGAUAUGAGAAAAAUGAUUGUGGAUUACACCUACACCUCCCACUUAAAACGUACGGAGCAAGAUCUCUUGGACUUGAUUUGGGAUGAGUACAAAAAAAUGCCAGAGAUUGUUGCAGAACCUGACAAACUCUCGACUGCUUCGAGAAAACCCUACUUUGGGGUUUAUUUCGAUCCCAAACCUUUACUUAGAAUCAAAAUGACUUCAGAGCAAAAUUCAAGAGGUAGACAAUGGGAGAAUGAGAGAACCAUUGGUACUUCUAAUUCAACACAACACUUUUGGAAACAUAAUCAACCGAAAUAUGGACCAGCGUAUACAGAUUUGGUGGGCAAAGACACCAAGGAUAAAAUAAACGAUCUGGUUACAAAUGACAAACUUCAGAUACAACAUGACAAAACUUGUUUAGAAUAUGGUGGAUUCAAAUCGAGUGUUCCAGUUGGUAUUGAUCUCGCCAAGAGAGAUUUUCCUCGGAACCAUCCAUUUCGUUCCACAUAUCAAGAAGCUUUCAGUUGGAAAAUAGGCUGCGCAGAAAGAUGAAUCUUUUCAUAAAGAAAAAGAAGAUAGAAGUUUUCUGCAUGUAUAUUUAUUUCCAUUAUUGGAUAUCAUUUAAUUAUAAGACAAACAAUUGUAGAAAUAUAAUGUAUAUUUACUUUUA
Molecule: messenger RNA, 1106 nt
Organism: Coccinella septempunctata (seven-spotted ladybird)
Lineage: Eukaryota; Metazoa; Arthropoda; Insecta; Coleoptera; Coccinellidae
Exons: 4
Coding region: 83-988 (301 amino acids)
Source: RefSeq, a predicted model, not a curated record